Molecule: messenger RNA, 957 nt
Organism: Ambispora leptoticha
Lineage: Eukaryota; Fungi; Glomeromycota; Glomeromycetes; Archaeosporales; Ambisporaceae
Source: the annotation of a GenBank genome assembly
AUGCCCCAAAGAUGGCGAGAAACUAAUACUCUAAAUGAAGAUGAUAAUAAGGAAAUAAAUAAGUUUAAUAAAUUUUCUUUUGUGGCCGAUUUUCUUGGUCAUGACCCUAAAAAACCUACUAGACCAAGAUUUUGGGAAAUGUUUAUCUCUCAUAAUCCAGAUGGUCAAUAUGAAACAGAGGACGAUGAAUUAGAUGAGGAAAGUGGUGAACCAACUGGACAAAAAGAAAAAAUAGAUAUCGAAAAAAAGGAAAGUGGGCAAUUAAGUUCUUAUGAUGGAGAAUUUGAAUCACCCCGACUUCCUAAGUUGGAAGAAACAUUAGGCAACAAUAUGCCGCAAAUGCCACGACUUUUAGCCCAAUCCUCUGAUGCCUUAAAUCAGAGUUUAGAAAACUUACGCCAAGAAAUAGAAGUUCUAAACCAGCAAAUGCAAACCUCAUCAGCCGCAAAUAAUUCUACCCUUUUACAAAACAGCAUUAAUGAUCUCUACAAACUAGUCGCUGGCUUUGUCGCUGGCUCUGUCAUCGAUACAGAUGCUAAAAAACGAGAAAAUGAGAAUAAACAAUUAAACUUAAAAGGUGAAAUAUCUAAACAGAUCAGAGAAGAAAUUAAUAAUUUACAGAAUGAUAGAAGCCAAGAAGCUAGUCAAUUGAAUAAUCUAGAUCAGCAAAUAGCCCAAAAGCAAAAUAAGUUGAAUGACCCUAACACUCCCGAGCAUGAAAAAGCUCAAAUUAGGAGUGAAUUAGCCUCACUUGUCUCACAAAGAAGUAGUAUUCAAACUAGAAUAAGAGCAUUGGAUGAUAAGAUAGAAAGUUUAAUAAAACAAGGUAAUAAAACAGUAACUGGCGGAACUGGCUUGGCUAACAUCGAACUUGAUUACAACACUAAGUUAAUGAUUGGAGCCAUUAUCUUCUUAAUCAUUUACUUCACUUUUAUUAAAGAAAAGGAUAAUAGUUAA